Molecule: messenger RNA, 663 nt
Organism: Fimicolochytrium jonesii
Lineage: Eukaryota; Fungi; Chytridiomycota; Chytridiomycetes; Spizellomycetales; Powellomycetaceae
Product: HAD-like domain-containing protein
Exons: 4
Cellular component (GO): plasma membrane
Molecular function (GO): phosphoprotein phosphatase activity
Source: RefSeq, a predicted model, not a curated record
CUUCUGGCCCCACUUGCACCAGAAGACGUCGGCCGGAAAUGCCUGGUGCUAGAUCUGGAUGAGACUCUAGUUCACAGUUCCUUCAAGGCUGUGGCGCAGGCGGAUUUCGUUAUUCCUGUAGAGAUUGAUGGCCAAUACCAUAGUGUAUACGUGCUGAAGCGACCUGGAGUCGAUGCAUUCAUGAAAAGGCUAGGAACUCAAUUUGAGGUGGUAGUUUUCACCGCAAGUUUAUCAAAGUAUGCUGACCCCGUUCUCGACAUGUUGGACAAGCACAAAGUUGUGAAACACCGGUUAUUCCGUGAAGCUUGCAUACAUCACAGGGGAAAUUACGUCAAGGAUUUGAGCAUGCUUGGCCGUGAUCUAAAGGAUGUCAUUAUCCUCGACAAUUCCCCAGCCUCGUACAUUUUCCACCCCACCAACGCUGUUCCCGUCUCCAGUUGGUUCAACGACCCCAACGAUUCGGAACUUCUCGAACUUAUCCCGUUCCUCGAAGAUCUCAAACAGAUCGACGAUGUGACUGUUGUACUGGACGCAGCAAUGGAGGAGAAACUCGCUGCUGACGAGCGGCCGGCACCAGACUCCGCCGAUGCAGCAGGGGAAGCCAGGCGGUUGUCGGUAUCGAAAACUGUCGGCAGCCCGCCGAUGCAGAAGGAUGCCGCCUGA